Messenger RNA from Sphenostylis stenocarpa, 1269 nucleotides. The record is from the annotation of a GenBank genome assembly. NCBI's taxonomy places the organism in Eukaryota, Viridiplantae, Streptophyta, Magnoliopsida, Fabales, Fabaceae.
AUGGACAAGUUAAGAGUGUUGUUGAAGCAGACAGAAAACUUGGUACAAGAUCUACAAGAGGAACUUGAAAUGAAAGAUUCGAUGAGAGUGAAAGAGUUACAUAGUGAAAAUUAUGAUUCACAGGGUACUUGUGAUAAUUCCUUCUGUGAUAAGGAGCUCAAUGCAUUUUCACCUGAAAAGCACAUGGGUAAUUUUCCAAUAACUGACUGCAAAAAGUCAUACAAUCAGAAGGAAGAAGAAAGUUCAGAAUCUAUGAGCAAAAUUGAAGCUGAGCUUGAAGCUGAACUUGAGAGAUUGGGAUUAAACAUGAAUGAGUCUAGCCCAGAAACACCUUUGUCUGAGCUUGUUGAGUCAUGCAAGAUGUCAAUUCCCAAUUAUUUUGCUAAUCUCUUUCGCUUUAUUCUAAAACUUCUUGGAGUAGCUGUAGAAAGAUACUUGACACGGGUCCAUGGUGUGCUAAUAUCUCAAAAUCUCUUGCAGCUUGACCCUGACUUUCUGGCAGAUUUAGCUCAAGGUGAGUUGCAAACUGACGUGAUUGGUGGGGAAAAAAAAUUCCAUUCAGAACUUUAUGAGGAUGACGGAGACACUGUGGUUCCUGUAAAUUAUGCUGUUUCCCCUCAUGAGCUAACACUGCGCUUGCACAAUGUUAUCCAAUCCAGACUUGAGGGACGUGUACAGGAACUUGAGAUUGCCCUUGAAAAUAGUCAGAGAAAACUAUGGUUUAUGGAAUCAGAGGACAAUAGUCAUUCUCAAAAGUGUUUCUCAAUACAAGCAUCCUCCUCUAGUGAAGGAAAUAUGUUGGCUUAUAAUAACUGUGAGCCUAUGACCGAACCCUUAGAUAUGAAUUCAUCUGGUGAAUCUCCAGGUGCUUACAAUGACACCUAUUUUGAAGAAAUUAUAAAAAUAGAUGACUUUGAAGAAAAUUCACCAUCAAGCAUCCAUAUUACUGACUGUAAAGUAGAUUCACAUUCACAUGAUUUACAUGUAUUAGGGGUUCAACAUUGUGUAGCAAAUGAUCUCCAUACUUUUCCCACUGUUAAUGAAUUGAGACUGUCAAGGGAGCUGUCUUCUGGUGAGGUCACUAUGUUGGAAGGGCUAAGCUCUAGCAAUUAUGAAUCAAAUGAUGUUACUGGAGAUGAAAAUUGUGAGUGUGAUUAUGAGGUGGAAAGGCAAUUAAUAAGACAAAUUGUUGAAAGGACCAAGAAAGGUUCUCCAGUCUUCCAAAAUGCUAGAAGGAUAUUGUAUUCUAUGGAUGGAGUUGAACAUUAA